Messenger RNA from Salvia hispanica, 1958 nucleotides. The record is from RefSeq and is a predicted model, not a curated record. NCBI's taxonomy places the organism in Eukaryota, Viridiplantae, Streptophyta, Magnoliopsida, Lamiales, Lamiaceae.
GACUAGUAAAGUUUCAAAAUUUGCAGUAAAAAGAUUUUAGAGAGUGAGUGUGUGAUUGAGAUGGUGGAGUCGAAAAUGGUGACUGAAGAAGUAGAGGUGAUACACUUGUGGUCCUCACCGCGCUCCCUCAGCACAAGCCUUAUGUAUUCUUUUGCUCAGAGAGAUGACACUGAAGUUCUCGACGAGCCUCUAUAUGCGAACUAUUUGCAAGUAACCGGAGAGCAAAGGCCUUACAGAGAAGAACUCCUGUCAAAAUUGGAGUCGAAUGGAAAUAAGGUUAUACAAGAAAUCAUUUUUGCUCCUGGAGAAAAGACGUACAGAUUCUGUAAGCAUAUAGCUAGUCAACGUCUGCCAGGCCUAACAUCGGACUUAAUGAAGAGAGGAAAGCACUGCAUACUGAUCAGGAAUCCCCUCGAUGUGUUGACAUCCUACGACAAGGUUUCUCCCCCAUCAUUUGGUGUGCUGGGGUAUUGUAGCCUGGUCUCCAUUUACAAUGAGCUCUGUGAUCAAGGAAAAACCCCUCCUGUCAUCGAUUCAGAUUUGCUGCGAGAAGAUCCUGAGGGUACAUUGCGUGGUCUGUGUGGCGAUCUUGGUAUUCCAUUUCAAACUGCUAUGCUCAAAUGGGAACCUGGACCAAAACCAUUUGAUGGCAUGUGGGCCCCCUAUUGGUAUAAGAAUACACACAAAUCAACAGGUUUUGAGCUACCAAAAAAGUAUCCCUCUCCAUUUCCAUCCUCUUUGUACAAAUUGCUGGAGCAAAGUUUACCUUUGUACAACUCGCUUAGGUGCUAUGUGAGGGGAUCAUCAAACUGUGCCCAACCUGAACUCCCUGUUUCUACGAAUGAGAAGUUGCUUGUUUGGGUUGGCGAUCAGAUUAUGCCUCGUGAAAGUGCAAAAGUUUCAGUAUUUGACUCAAUUGUCCAAGGUGGAGAUGGAGUUUGGGAGGGUCUUCGAAUUUAUAACGGCAAAAUAUUCAAAUUGGAGGAGCAUUUAGACAGGUUGUUUGAUUCUGCGAAAGCGCUGGCUUUUAGCAAUGUACCAACUCGUAAGCAGGUGAAGGAAGCAAUUUUCAAAACUUUGAUAAGAAAUGAAAUGUUUAAUGAUGCGCAUAUCAGAUUGACUCUGACUCGUGGCAAGAAGGUUUGUCAACCUAGCCAUUUAUUUUUGUUUGUUUUUAAUGAUAUGAAUUCUAAUGAUUUCAGAUUUCAACUGAUAUGUGCGGGAAAUACUUCUUUGUCGCACAACUGUUAUUUUAUUUUGCAGAAUUUGGAUUCGAAAAUCCACCACAACAAUCUGCUUAACAAUAUUCUUUCUAAGAUAGAAGGGAAUAAUGCACAUGCUGAUGAUGCCAUCAUGCUUGAUAAAGAUGGAUAUGUAUCAGAAACAAAUGCAACAAACAUUUUUUUGGUGAAGAAAGGCUGUGUAGCUACUCCCCACAGUGAUUAUUGUCUUCCUGGUGUAACUCGUGCUACUGUUAUAGACCUUGCGGUGAAUGAGAACUUAGUUAUGGUUGAGCGACGUAUCAGUUUGUCAGAGUUCCAUACAGCAGAUGAGGUCUUCACAACAGGAACCAUGGGAGAGCUCAGUCCAGUUCUUAAAGUUGAUGGACGUACAGUUGGAGAUGGUAUGGUGGGACCUGUGACGCGAAGAUUGCAAAACGCGUAUACAAAAUUGUGCUCAGAAUCAGGAGUGCCUAUACCGGGUUAUACACAUACCUGAGACUAUAUCCGGGAGGGAAAAAGAACCACUUCUUUGUUUGACAUUGUGUGUGUAACAAGGUGAAGGCAGACCAGAACAGCUUCAGUUAAUUCUCACUAGGACUUUGGAAUUGCGAUUUUAGUAAUAUGGAAUCAUUGGAAUGGCAUGACUGAAAAUAAAGUAUAUCCUAGCAAAAACACAAUUGAACUGAGCUAUCUAUUUGCAUGGAAACAUUCUAGAAUUGCAUGACAUUUUCUCUG